AUGAUAGCUUUCAUGACCAUCGCCUUACUUGUUUCCCUGUUCUUGUGCAACUCAAAUUGCAUUCAGAAAGCCAUUGAGAUAUGCAGGGAAUGUUUGAUUUUGCUAAAUAGCACCGAUCAAAACAGCAAAGACAUCUUUAUAGUUGUUUUCAGCAAGAUGCUGUUUAUCUUAUACACAAAGUCUGGAAUUAUGCUUAAAACACUUGGCGAAAACCUAAAGGCGAAGGAAUAUUUUGAGAGGGCCCUUGCUAUAGCUACCGAAAUUGGCGACAGAAGAGGAGAAGCAUCAUCUUAUGGAAACCUAGGUACUGUGUUUUUGUCGCUCGGACAAUACGCCAAGGCUAGAGAGUAUCUCAUCAAACUGAAAUUGGCAGAGAAGGAGAGGCUUACGGUAACCUUGGUCAUCAGAACUGAUCAGAACUGAAAUUGGUGACAGAGAAGGAGAGGCAACUGACUACGGAAAUCUUGGUAAUUUGUUUGAGUCGCUCGGGCAAUACAAUAAAGCUGAAGAGUAUCUCCAAAGAGCGCUUGUCAUCAGAACUGAAAUUGGCGACAGAAAAGGGAAAGCAUCAUGUUAUGGAAACCUAGGUACUGUGUUUCAGUCGCUCGGACAAUACACCAAGGCUAGAGAGUAUCUCCAAAAGGCGCUUGUCAUCAGAACUGAAAUUGGUGACAGAGAAGGAGAGGCAAGUGACUACGGAAAUCUUGGUAACUUGUUUCAGUCGCUCGGGCAAUACAAUAAAGCUGAAGAGUAUCUCCAAAGAGCGCUUGUCAUCAAAACUGAAAUUGGCGACAGAAAUGGGAAAGGAGCAUGUUAUGGAAGCCUAGGUACUGUGUUUCAGUCGCUCGGACAAUACGCCAAGGCUAGAGAGUAUCUCCAAAAGGCGCUUGUCAUCAGAACUGAAAUUGGUGACAGAAAAGGAGAGGCAACUGACUACAGUAACCUUGGUAUUGUGUUUAUGUCGCUCGGCCAAUACGACAAGGCUCAAGAGUAUCUCCAAAAGGCGCUUGUCAUCAGAACUGAAAUUGGUGACAGAAAAGGAGAGGCAACUGACUACGGAAAUCUUGGUUAUUUGUUUCAGUCGCUCGGGCAAUACGACAAAGCUGAAGAGUAUCUCCAAAGAGCGCUUGUCAUCAGAACUGAAAUUGGCGACAGAAAAGGGAAAGCAUCAUGUUAUGGAAACCUAGGUACUGUGUUUCAGUCGCUCGGACAAUACACCAAGGCUAGAGAGUAUCUCCAAAAGGCGCUUGUCAUCAGAACUGAAAUUGGUGACAGAGAAGGAGAGGCAAGUGACUACGGAAAUCUUGGUAAUUUGUUUCAGUCGCUCGGGCAAUACGACAAAGCUGAAGAGUAUCUCCAAAGAGCGCUUGUCAUCAAAACUGAAAUUGGCGACAGAAAUGGGAAAGCAUCAUGUUAUGGAAACCUAGGUACUGUGUUUCAGUCGCUUGGACAAUACGCCAAGGCUAGAGAGUAUUUCCAAAAGGCGCUUGUCAUCAGAACUGAAAUUGGUGACAGAAAAGGAGAGGCAACUGACUACAGUAACCUUGGUACUGUGUUUAUGUCGCUCGGCCAAUACGACAAGGGUAAAGAGUAUCUCCAAAAGGCGCUUGUCAUCAAAACUGAAAUUGGCGACAGAAAAGGGAAAGCAACAUGCUAUGGAAACCUAAGUGCUGUGUUUCACUUCCUCGGAGAAUACGCCAAGGCUAGAGAGUAUCUCCAAAAGGCGCUUGUCAUCAGAACUGAAAUUGGCGACAGAAAAGGGAAAGCAUCAUGUUAUGGAAACCUAGGUAAUAUGUUUCAGUCGCUCGGGCAAUACGACAAGGCUAAAGAGUAUCUCCAAAAGCACUCGUCAUCAGAACUGAAAUUGGUGAUAAAGAAGGGAAAGUAAAAGAUCUUGCAAACUUUGGAUGUGUGUGUGGAGCUAUAGGAGAUUAUGAAGCCUCAGAAGUAUGCUUAGAGAAAGCUUUAUCGAUGUCCAGAGAUAUUGGAGAUAGAAGAGGAGAGUUCGAAAUCCUUCGACAUUACGCCAUUUUGUAUUUGUCGCAAGAUAAAAAAGAAGAAUCCCGUUCGUGUCUUUAUCUCUGCAUUGAAAAGUAUGAGGAGCUGAGAUAUUUCUUAGGCGCCAAUGAUCAGUUCAAAACAUCAUUUCUGGAGCACUCAGGAAUAUUUCCCUACAAGCUGCUUUGUAGUUUGCUUUGUGACACCGGAAAUGCUCGGGAUGCUCUUUAUGUUGAGGAGUUGGGUCGAGCUAGAGGCCUAUCAGACUUAAUGGUAGAGAAGUACUCGGUUGGAACGCACAUCUCUGCUAAUCCGCAAUCUUGGUUUGGCGUUGAGAACAUUUUUAAAAAGAAAAAUAACUGUAGUUGUCUGUACAUUUCGUAUUUUGACAGUGAUCUGCGUUUGUGGAUCUUAAAGAAAAGUGGAGUCGUUCACUAUAGAAGAAUAUCAGUAGAAGAGAAUCUAGUUCAGGCUGGGUUGCCCAAAGAUUUGCGUUUGAGUCAAUUUUUGGAUGGUAAUUUCCGGAGUCUUGGUAUUUUGCCCACUAAAGAUUGUGAAGAUCGGUCUUUAAAUAUGGUUAAAUUGCAACCUCUCUCCCCCCACACAGAAGAGCUCAGCAAGAUUGCGACUCGUCGAGGAGGACGAGGACGAGGAUGA
Molecule: messenger RNA, 2655 nt
Organism: Pocillopora meandrina
Lineage: Eukaryota; Metazoa; Cnidaria; Anthozoa; Scleractinia; Pocilloporidae
Source: the annotation of a GenBank genome assembly